Molecule: messenger RNA, 1056 nt
Organism: Saxophila tyrrhenica
Lineage: Eukaryota; Fungi; Ascomycota; Dothideomycetes; Mycosphaerellales; Extremaceae
Exons: 1
Coding region: 1-1056 (351 amino acids)
Source: RefSeq, a predicted model, not a curated record
AUGGCUCUCAAGACCUGUCCACUCGCUGGUGGAGUGCUGCAAUGUGCGGCAGGCCUGCUCUCAGGACGCUCGCUCAGCCGUUGCAUGAACCAGAGGGGCAAGAACCUAGCGAGAGGAUACCAAUCAGUCUGUGGUAGCCGGCCUUCUCUAUUGCCUUCCCCAACCUUACCGACGCAACUGCGACUGCCCGUACAACGAAGCUGGACAACGACUUUCAGAACUUAUGCAUCGAACAGCUCUGGAUCCAGCGAUAGUACAGAUGCCAAGGUCAUCAGCGAGACCGUCGAACAUUCACAAGGACACAACAUUGCAACUAUCCAGAUCUCCAAUCCGUCCAAGCUGAACAUCGUCAGCAGUCCAGUCAUUGAACAGCUGAUUGAGGCGUGCGAAAGAGUCAGUAGUGACGAUGCUCUGCGAGCGGUCGUUCUCACUGGAGCGCCCACUGCUCCAGGCAAGGCACCAUCAUUCAUCGGCGGCGCCGACAUCCGCGAAAUGAGCCAAAUGUCGUCGUACGAGCAGGCUCGAGAUUUCAUCACCCUCGUACAUCGCGGAUGUCAGGCGUUGCGGGAAAUCCCAGUGCCAGUCAUCGGCCGUGUGGAUGGGUUCGCUCUUGGAGCUGGUCUCGAGAUCCUGGCUUCAUGUGACCUAAGGAUCGCAACGAAAAGUAGCGUCUUUGGUAUGCCGGAGGUCAAAAUUGGUCUUCCUUCUGUUGUUGAGGCGGCGUAUCUACCUGGUUUAAUUGGAUGGGGCAGGACCAGGCGAUUUUUGUACCUGGCUGAGAAUAUUAAUGGAAAGAUGGCUGAGGAAUGGGGUCUGGUAGAGAGGCUCGUCGAUGACGAAGCGGCGUUGGAUCAAGCGGUCAAGGAGUGGACGGAUAUGAUCGUUGGCAUGGGACCGAGGUGCAUUCGUUCGCAGAAACGGUUGAUGCAAAAGUGGGAGAAUUCAACGAUUGAUGAGGGCAUCGACGCUGGUGUUGAUGCGUUGGCUGAGGCAUUUGCGGAUGGAGGGAAGGAGCCAAGAGGGCUGAUGCAGAAGUUCUUGGGUAGAAAGAGAUGA